This is a messenger RNA of Mytilus trossulus (common blue mussel), 481 nucleotides long. RefSeq lists its product as uncharacterized. The transcript is spliced from 2 exons. The record is from RefSeq and is a predicted model, not a curated record. The coding region runs from base 17 to 322 and encodes 101 amino acids. Lineage: Eukaryota; Metazoa; Mollusca; Bivalvia; Mytilida; Mytilidae.
UAGUUAACACAUUUCAAUGAAGUUCCAGAGAAUUGUGUUUGGACUUUUUGGAACCUUUAUGAUAUUAUUUAGUAGAAGUCAUUGUUAUGUGUGUGAUAAUGGUCAAAUGAUAACAGCAGUAUCGCAUGAAGAAUGUUUUAAUGAACUUAGUAGUGUUGUUGAACUUGUAUGUGGAGUAAUGUCUGGCGUUAAAAAGAGGGCUGUGUCUGAAAGAAGCAAUAAUCCAUUUUCCAUUGUUAAGAAGCGGAACAGAGAAAAAGACUUACUCUGUCACUGUUGCCAAGAGUGGUGUAGCUUUGAAGACAUUAUGCGAUACUGCUGAAACAGUUUCUUGAAAGUAAAAUUCAAUAAAACAGCAACAUUUGUUUGGCUUUCUGUGAUACAUUUAUAGUAAUAUUAUUACAGAUAUUGAAACUAUAUAAAUGGUUCAAACAAAACAAUUAGAGAUUAUUAUGAAUUCAACAUAAAGAAAUUUUAUCAA